GUUCUGCCUUGCCAAGAGCGCCCUUGACUUUCUCGUCAGCGGCUGGGGCGGGGCGGUGAACCGCCCUGUCUUGACCAUGAUUGCGCCCGAGGGGCGAGUUAGCUCCAUGCAGGCAUGCAAGCUGUCCAUCGAGCACCUGUUCACUGCGCUGGCCAUAACGCCCCUGUGCCUCAUGAUGUACAAUGGGCUAGGUUACCAGUCUUCCCCCGACAAGGUCGCGGACAUGCCCGAGGAGGUCCGGCAGCAGAACGCCAGGGCCCUGGGCAUCGUCUUCGCCACGGUGGGCGGCGCCAGCUACGCGCUGCAGG
Molecule: messenger RNA, 308 nt
Organism: Prorocentrum cordatum
Lineage: Eukaryota; Dinophyceae; Prorocentrales; Prorocentraceae
Source: the annotation of a GenBank genome assembly